AUGGACGAGAAUCAUCCUUUACUCGCACCGGUACCACCACCCACAAAUGCCGCUGGUCAAUAUCCAUAUAUCCCCGAUGUGAAUAUUCCACAUGAUGAAUCCUUCGAUCAUAGAAUCGACUUCAAUCCCAAUGGAGACCCGGAAAAUCCAUUGGAAUGGCCCAAGGCGUAUCACGAUGGAGUGAUUUUACUAUUAGCUUUCAUGGCAUUCACAGUAACAUUCACCUGUAUCGGCGUAGUGCCCAUCGCCCGACAAAUCAUCCUAGAUCUCGAGCACCAAGAAUCCAAAUCCGCCUCCGUCCUCCUCGUCACCAUCUGGGAGCUCGGAGAAGCCGCCGGCCCCUUACUCAUCGCCCCCUUAUCCGAAGUCUACGGUCGCGCCGCCGUUUUUAACGUUGCCAAUGUAUUGUUCAUUGUGUGGACCGUCGUGGCCGCCUGUAGUCAGACGUCGCAUUUAUUUAUUUUAUCGCGCUUUAUGACGGGUUGUGCCGUGGCGUCUAAUGUGCUGAAUCCCGCCGUCAUCGGCGAUAUGUUACCACCUGACCAACGAGGCUCGGCCAUGGCAACGCUUAUGCUUGCACCGCUUUUAGGUGGUGCGGUUGGUCCAGCUAUUACUGCAUCGAUAGCUCAGUCCAUCGGAUGGCGAAAUGUGCUCUGGUUCGCGGCGGGGAUGGCGGGAGUUUGCGAAUUGGCUUUUGUGUUUCUACUUCGGGAAACGUAUAAACCUCGGAUCUUGCAGCGAAGAAUAGCGAGGUUACGAAAGGAUCAUAAUGAUCUUGCGCUCAAACUUGCUGAAGAGAAAGAGAGUGAACAUACGGCAAUGGCCAUAUGGGAGGCUAUCAAAAGACCUGCAGCUGUCUUUGGAGGAUCCUUCGUGUUGCAGAUCUUGUCGUUUUAUGGCGCGAUUAUUUUUACCUUCUAUUAUAUUAUGUCGACCACUUUACCAGAGGUUCUCAAGAAUGUAUAUGGGUUUCCUCCAUCCACAAUUGGUUCUUCUUUCUUCGCUUUUAGCGUUGGAUCGACCGUUGCGGUAUUUCUUUGCAACAUGCUCCUAGACCGCAUCUACAUCCAUCUCCGGCGCAAAAACAACAAUAAAUCACACCCGGAGCACCGCAUGCCCCUCACCAUAAUCAGCGCCUUCAUCCUCCCCUUCUCCGUCGCACUCUUCGGAUGGACCGCAGCCAACGGUUGGCCCGUCGCUCUUCUUCUUUUCUCGGUCGGCCUCCAAGGUUUCGCUAUCUUAACGGGUAUGGUGCCGCUGAUGGCUUAUGUGGUGGAUGCUUUUGGACUGUAUUCGGCGAGUGCGUUGACGGCGGUACUCAUUGCGAGAUGUUUGAUGAGUACGUUCUUGCCGUUGGUGGUGGGUCCGUUGACGGAUGAGCUGGGUUAUGGAUGGGGAUUUAUGAUCGUUUCGGCUGUGUGUUUGUUGGUGGCUCCGGUUCCGUUGGCGGUUAUGAGGUAUGGUGAGAGAUGGAGACAGUGGUCUGCUUUUACGAGGGAUGUUUGA
This is a messenger RNA of Sclerotinia borealis F-4128, 1506 nucleotides long. The record is from the annotation of a GenBank genome assembly. Lineage: Eukaryota; Fungi; Ascomycota; Leotiomycetes; Helotiales; Sclerotiniaceae.